AUGUCUUCUCCCGCUGCUUCAAAGGACAAGCUCUUCCCUGGCAUCUCUGCAACUGAGACCAAGCUCCUGGUCCUCGCCAAUGUCUGCCUGAAGAAUGACCGUAUCGACUAUGACAAGCUUGCUUUGAACGCUGGCAUCAAGGCGUCUUCCGCUCAGACGCUCUUCCGAAAUGCUAAGCGAAAGCUAGACAAGCUGUUUGGUGAUGACGAUGCCAAUGUCGAUGGAAAUGGUGCGCAGGCCGACCUGACACCUGUUGAGACUCCAUCGAAGCGUGGAAAGUCGAAUGCGAAGGCCAAGCUUCGCACUCCCAAGACUCCGAAGCCUCCCAAGAACCCCAAGACAUCGCAAGCUCCCAAGACCCCCAAGGGUAGCAAGGGCGCUGUCAAGUUCGCGGAGAGUGGAGCUCAGGACACUGUCGAUCCCAAGCUCAGUACUAUCACCAAGCCCGCCGACAUAUUCGCAAAAGAUACUACCCGUGAGACCGCUAUUGCCGACCCUUCCACUGAUACUCUUGCCGCGUCUGGCGCCACUGAUAAAGCCCCAAAGGUCACUGCUGAAGAUAAGGAGGAAAAUGAAAUUGCCAACAACAGUGACAAGCCUAACGAGGAUGCGCUUAAUCUGGCGGUAAACCAGCAGCUUCCUGAGUCCCCAUCGCCCAAGGAAGAGGAUGAUGCCCCCUAUGAAGAUGUGCAAGAGAACGAAGAGGAGGACGAUUAA
Messenger RNA from Penicillium coprophilum, 717 nucleotides. RefSeq names its product putative histone h1.3. The coding region runs from base 1 to 717 and encodes 238 amino acids. The transcript is spliced from 2 exons. The record is from RefSeq and is a predicted model, not a curated record. NCBI's taxonomy places the organism in Eukaryota, Fungi, Ascomycota, Eurotiomycetes, Eurotiales, Aspergillaceae.